AGCCGACUGCGCUGGGGGCGGUUGAUCUCGGAGUCUUGCCUCAGCCUGGGAGGGUGAAGUUUGAACACAGGCUGCGGGCUCCGAAAGCUCGGGAGAAGGCAGCCAACAGCUGCUUUGGAGGGGCGGCUCGAGUUUUUUUUUUUUGCCUUUCGAAGAUUGUUCCGAGACGGUCUUUCGGUUUGGUUCAGGAUUGCUUUGGGAACAAGCACACGCGAGUGCGUGUGUGUAAGACACUUCUUAGAUUUAUGUUAUGCUUAUGGUUUGCUUAAGCGUUAACUCCUUCUGCCCCCUCGGAAGCCCGGUGCCCUCUCAUUGUCUGCCGGGACUUAAGGUCGGACCGGCCACCCCGCUUUGAUUACUUCCUGGUAGGGCCCUGGUGCCGACGCUGGUCUUUGUUUAUGAGCUUUAAGAUCACUGGCAGCUUGGGCUGUAGUGUAAAAUGUGACUAGUGUACAAGAAAUCAAGUUCAUUUGCAAUGCUGGAAGACGGUGGUACGGUCCAGCAGAGUGGUUUCUUCUCCUGGGUUGGCUUGGAGCUGGGAAGGUAGUUUAGAGAGUGCUUUGAUACUUUUGACAGGUUACUUCUUCAAAGGUGAUUAUGUUCUUGAAGCAAAACAUACGGAGUGGCACAAAGAAAGCCCGUCCUCCAGGAUAAGAAAUAGAAGUAACUGCAGUUUUCCGGAGCUCCAAGACUGGUACCUUGCUUACCUUUGUAAAGUCAGGUGUCUUUUUCUGCAUGAAGACUUUAAAAAUUAACCAGUUAAUUGGUUUCACCGAGCAGUAUUGCAAUUCCUUUGGUUUGCGAGACUGGGUCUCUGUUAUUGCCCAGGGUGACCUAGAAUACGUAAUUUUUCUGCCACAGCCCUUGGAGUGCUGGGAUUAUAAACAUGUGCUGCCAUGCUUGGUUAGUAUUGCAGUUCUUUGUGGGAAUGCAGGAACUUGUGUAAAUGGGCCCUUACCUGUAAGUAUGUCUUUAACAGAGAGUCUUGAGCAUGGAACAUCACAAAGGUGUAUCACACAUGGACUGGUGGUCUGUUAGCUAAUUAGCUAUAGCUGUGGGGCUGUAGCAGAAUUUUUCUCAAGAGAGAUUUCACACACACGCACACGCACACAUGACCACUAAGAAAAGCAUACACUUCACAAGGAGUGGGGCACUUCCUCUUGUUCAUCUGUGGUCAGUACAGGGAAUCAGAGGUGGGUGCAUCAGCACAACCUGUAUCUUUCUUUUCUUUUCUUUUUUUCUGUGUAAAAUCACAUCAAACUUAGAAAUGGCUUCAUUGUGCACAUACAUCUAAAAAAAGACAAGAAUUAUGCAAGUUGCAGAUAUCCUGUUGUGAGUCAGUCUUGCCUCGUCAGUCAGGGAGUCCACUUGACUCGGGGAAAGAGAUACAGCAAAUGAAGCUUCUCCCGAGGAAUUCAGCGCAUUAAAAUAGAGCAUAACCGAGAGGUUUGUGCUGACAACCGGAACGAAUUAGUAAUGGUGAUUUCUGUCCCGGGCAGAGGGUAGCAUCUUUACAACGAGCAGCAAAUGGUUGCCUCUGACCCUGCUUUGGAAGGGUGGGUCUAAUCACCUGCAUUUGUAGGACCAAUAAAGCUAGUUUCACAACUCUGUGGGUGUUUUCUUCUGUCCAACCCCGUUUCAUGUGGGCCUCCCAUUUUAACCUUUUGGCAUCCCGUCAUUGGUAUAGUCGAGUGUUACUGUAUUAAGCUUGAUCUUGUUCUUGCCUGCCUGUAGUUUCAAUAAUUAAAUGAUUGGUAAAUCUGUAAUCCCUUAACUAACUCUUCAUCUUGGAGUGCUAUGUAUUCUGAAUUUUUUUUCUUCAACACUCCAGAAUUUGUUUGUUUUUGAUAGGAGAUUAGAAGGAUAGCCAGUGUGUUGAAGUAAUGCUCGGGCUGGUACUGAGUCUGAUUAUACUCUUCCUGGGGAGGGAGAAAAUGCCUGUUUUGGCACUUGGACAGUAAAAGUAAUGCCCCUGUCUUAUUUUCAUUGGGAACUUGCAGUUAUACCCCAGUGAUAAAGCCAAGCAGAUUGCAAAAGACCAAGGGCCCAGACUCUAGCGAGCAGCACCUGCUUGGACCAGCACUUCCAUUUCCUUAUGUCUUCUGGAAAAAGAGCAGUGCUUUGCAUUUGCUUCACAAGUCUCUGUUAGGAGGAGCGCGCUCGCGCACCCUCAUGUAUGUGGAAAGUUUGAGAAACUGAUGUUUUAUGGUGUCUAAUUUAUGGUAUCACUGACUCUAACAUUUUUAUAAAUAGGACUCUGAAAAUGAAAUGUCUAAAGCCCACUAAAUGGAGCCCAGACAGAUUGGCUUUAUGAUGAAUUGUUUUACAAGGAGAUACAGAACUCAGCAAGAUUAGGGGCUGGGUUGAAGAUAGCCUUCCCAGUAGAAAUCUGCUUCCCUGUUUAUCUUUGACCUGCCCUCCAGACUGACUUGGGAAUGUUCUUACUGUCUAAUCCUCAAGAGGAGGCUGCUGUAUUCCUGUAGACUUCAUAGAGCUAGUUGUAAGAUAGUACACCGUGUGCAGGUCCAACAAAAGCCCCUGGGUCUGUUUGACUUGUUCAAGUGUCCACUGUGGAAGGUAUGUGAACGGCCAUGCAAAAAAACAUUAUGAAGAUGCACAGAUCCCCUUACCCAACCAUAAGAGAUCCGAAAAGCAAGAGAAAGCGCAGCAUACAGUGUGUAUGGAUUGCAGUAGCUACAGCACAUACUGUUAUCGUUGUGACGAUUUUGUGGUCAAUGACACCAAGCUGGGCCUGGUGCAGAAAGUGCGAGAACACUUACAGAACUUGGAAAACUCAGCUUUUACAGCUGACAGGCAUAGAAAAAGAAAAUUAUUGGAAAACUCAUCACUGAACAGCAAGUUAUUAAAAGUAAAUGGAAGUACGACUGCCAUCUGUGCCACAGGCCUUCGGAAUUUGGGCAACACGUGUUUCAUGAAUGCUAUCCUUCAGUCGCUCAGUAACAUUGAGCAGUUUUGCUGUUACUUCAAAGAACUGCCUGCAGUGGAGUUGAGGAACGGAAAAACAGCAGGAAGGCGGACAUACCACACCAGGAGCCAAGGGGACAGCAACGUGUCUCUGGUAGAAGAGUUUAGGAAGACACUGUGUGCUUUAUGGCAAGGCAGCCAGACUGCAUUCAGUCCCGAGUCGUUGUUUUACGUUGUCUGGAAGAUCAUGCCUAACUUCAGGGGUUAUCAGCAGCAAGAUGCCCACGAAUUCAUGCGCUACCUUUUGGAUCACCUACACUUGGAACUUCAGGGUGGCUUCAAUGGUGUUUCCAGAUCAGCAAUUCUACAGGAGAAUUCUACUCUGUCUGCAAAUAACAAAUGCUGCAUAAAUGGAGCAUCAACUGUUGUCACAGCAAUAUUUGGAGGAAUUCUCCAGAAUGAGGUCAACUGCCUCAUCUGUGGGACAGAGUCAAGGAAGUUUGAUCCAUUCCUAGAUCUCUCUUUAGAUAUUCCAAGUCAGUUCAGAAGCAAGCGCUCUAAGAACCAGGAAAGCGGGCCAGUUUGCUCAUUACGAGAUUGUCUCCGAAGCUUCACCGACCUGGAGGAACUUGACGAGACAGAGCUGUAUAUGUGCCACAAGUGCAAAAAGAAACAGAAGUCCACCAAAAAGUUUUGGAUUCAGAAACUUCCCAAGGUGCUGUGCUUGCACUUGAAAAGGUUUCACUGGACAGCGUAUUUAAGAAACAAAGUUGACACGUACGUAGAAUUCCCGCUGAGAGGCCUGGACAUGAAGUGCUACCUACUAGAGCCAGAGAACAGUGGCCCAGAGAGUUGCCUGUACGACCUUGCUGCUGUGGUGGUGCACCAUGGCUCUGGGGUCGGUUCUGGACAUUACACAGCAUAUGCAGCUCACGAAGGCCGCUGGUUCCACUUCAACGACAGUACUGUAACAGUGACUGAUGAGGAGACCGUUGGGAAGGCAAAGGCCUACAUUCUGUUCUAUGUGGAGCGUCAGGCCAGAGCUGGAUCAGAUAAACUUUAAUACCUCCUCUGACCACAAUUCAACUAUACCGGACAAACAUUUCCAACUUUCCAUAAAUACUUGAUCCAAGAGUUAAUUUCGUUAUGCACUUUUCAAUUUCCAGUUUGGGGUUUAGUUUGGUUGAUGGUAGUGACUUACUCAGUAUGGGCACCAACUAAUUUUUGUUGUUGUUCCACCAGAAAACCUCGGCAGGCAUUUGGAUUGGCUGCUUUAGUUGUAAUAACUCAGUUUUAUAUGUAGUUUCCAGGACUUAGUUCUGUUUGACUUUUUAUAUUAAUGUUUUCAGUUGUCACCAAGGCACAUGCUGAGAGCCACCCUACCUGCUGCCUUUCAUAGCUACUGGCCAGGUCAGGGACUCCAAUGAGGAUUGUGUGCGCAGGACCUGUGGCCCACUGGUCUCACAGUGACUGCUCAGGAAUUCCUCUGACUGUAGGUGGUAGCUGAAGGUCAGUAGACCAGGCCAUUGCCACUGCCUGUGUCUCUGGGCUUCUGUUUCUCAGCGUUAAAUAAAUCUGUCAGUUCUGUCGCA
This is a messenger RNA of Peromyscus californicus insignis, 4517 nucleotides long. RefSeq names its product ubiquitin specific peptidase 3 (gene Usp3). Gene Ontology annotation, cellular component: cytoplasm. The record is from RefSeq and is a predicted model, not a curated record. Gene Ontology annotation, biological process: protein deubiquitination. The transcript has 16 exons. Bases 2681 to 3988 code for a protein of 435 amino acids. Lineage: Eukaryota; Metazoa; Chordata; Mammalia; Rodentia; Cricetidae. Gene Ontology annotation, molecular function: zinc ion binding; cysteine-type deubiquitinase activity.